AUGGCGACCGAAACAAUAAUCCGUACCAAAGUCAAGCUGGGCAAGAAUGAAAAACUCGCCCCAGAAAAUGUUCGCUUCAUGCAAGCCUGUAAUGACAUUGCACGUGUCCUCGUGCAAGAGUACGAGGCAAGCCUUGAUGAAGCGAAACCAAAGAAAGAUGUCAACCUCAAUCGACUGCGAGGUGAUGUUGCGAAGAAGCAUAGGUUGAGCACUCAACCACCUCUGACAGCUAUUCUUGCUGCAGUGCCGCCAGAGUACAAGAAGCACCUUAUGCCGAAACUUAUCGCGAAACCGGUAAGAACAGCCUCAGGGAUUGCGGUGGUUGCUGUCAUGUCGAAGCCUCACAGAUGCCCCCACAUCGCUUGGACGGGCCAUGCUUGUGUCUACUGUCCCGGCGGUCCAGACUCCGACUUCGAGUAUUCGACGCAGUCUUACACAGGAUAUGAACCAACCUCGAUGCGGGCCAUUCGCGCUCGUUAUGAUCCCUUCGAACAGGCCCGUGGAAGAGUUGACCAAAUUAAGUCGCUUGGCCACAGCGUCGACAAAGUCGAGUUCAUCAUUAUGGGAGGUACUUUCAUGUCGCUGCCCAAGGACUACCGUGACAAUUUCGUUGCUCAGUUGCACAAUGCGCUCUCAGGGUAUCAAACCGAGAACGUGGACGAAGCGGUCAUGGCCGGCGAGAUGUCGAGCAUCAAGUGUGUUGGCAUCACGAUCGAGACGAGGCCGGAUUUUGGACAAAUUGACCACCUUUCGGACAUGCUAAGAUACGGCUGCACUCGCCUUGAGCUCGGCGUACAGUCACUGUAUGAGGAUGUUGCUCGGGAUACCAACAGAGGCCACACGGUAGCAGCAGUCGUCGAAGCCUUCAAGUUCUGCAAAGACGCUGGCUUCAAGGUUGUCUCGCACAUGAUGCCUGAUUUGCCCAACGUAGGUAUGGAGCGAGAUGUUUUUCAAUUUCAGGAAUAUUUCGAGAACCCAGAUUUCCGAACAGAUGGGCUGAAGAUAUAUCCCACCCUCGUCAUUCGAGGUACUGGUCUCUAUGAACUAUGGCGCACUGGACGAUUCAAGAACUAUACACCCAACGCCCUUGUAGAUCUGGUGGCGAGGAUAUUAGCCCUGGUACCGCCUUGGACGAGGAUAUACCGUGUUCAACGCGAUAUACCAAUGCCGUUGGUGACAUCUGGUGUCGAGAACGGCAACCUCCGAGAACUGGCCUUGUCGCGAAUGAAAGACUUUGGUACGACUUGUCGUGAUGUGCGAACCCGAGAGGUUGGCAUCAACGAGGUCAAAAACAAGAUUCGACCGUCUCAGGUUGAGCUUGUCAGACGGGAUUACAUGGCCAACGGUGGCUGGGAGACAUUCCUUGCUUAUGAGGAUCCCAAGCAAGAUAUUCUCAUUGGCUUGCUUCGGCUGCGAAAGUGUUCGGAGACACAUACCUUCCGACCAGAACUUACAAGUCAGCCAACAAGCAUCGUUCGGGAGCUUCAUGUAUAUGGCCUGGCUGUGCCCAUCCACGGUCGGGAAAAGAGCAAAUUCCAGCAUCAAGGAUACGGCACUCUCUUGAUGAAGGAAGCCGAGAAAAUCGCUCGGGAUGAGCAUGGAAGUGAGAAGCUGAGUGUCAUCAGCGGAGUCGGGGUGAGAAGCUACUACGAGCGUCUUGGCUAUACCCUCGAUGGCCCGUACAUGAGCAAGAUGCUCGACCUUGAUGACGAUGACGUGGAAGAUUGA
This is a messenger RNA of Cladophialophora yegresii CBS 114405, 1728 nucleotides long. Its product is annotated as elongator complex protein 3. The transcript has a single exon. NCBI's taxonomy places the organism in Eukaryota, Fungi, Ascomycota, Eurotiomycetes, Chaetothyriales, Herpotrichiellaceae. Gene Ontology annotation, cellular component: nucleus; elongator holoenzyme complex; cytoplasm. Gene Ontology annotation, biological process: tRNA wobble base 5-methoxycarbonylmethyl-2-thiouridinylation. Gene Ontology annotation, molecular function: acyltransferase activity, transferring groups other than amino-acyl groups; iron-sulfur cluster binding. Bases 1 to 1728 code for a protein of 575 amino acids. The record is from RefSeq and is a predicted model, not a curated record.